AUGGCGGCCGCCGUGUCCGUUAGCGCCGCUGCGGCAGACGAGAGCUCGGAGCCCGGUCUCGGCUUCGCCCCCCGUCCGCUGAACGAAAACGACAGUUACGACCUCGCCGCCGACCGCCUUGCGCGCUGGACGUCCGGGGAGUACGGGCGCCCGGACGACGAGGAGUCGGCGGCGUCGGCGGUGGCGGCGGCGCCGGGGCAGGAGCGUCACCCCCGGGCCGACGAGGAGCUGACGCCGCUGAGCGCCGAGGAGAUCGAGAGCCGGCUGGACAGGACCCGCCGGGAGUUCUACAACCGGCGGAAGAUCAUCAUCAAGAACCUGCCGCACGACGUCAGCAACCAGGAGGUGCACGAGCUGUUGGCCAGUUAUGACUUGAAAUACUGCUUUGUGGACAAGUACAAGGGCACAGCCUUCGUCACCCUGCUCAACGGGGAGCAGGCUCAGUGCGCCAUCAAGGAGUUCCACCAGCACGUGCUGCGGGAGAGGGAGAUCUCUGUGCAGCUGCAGCCCACCGACGCCCUGCUCUGCAUCGCCAACCUGCCCCAUGCCUUCACUCAGCAGCAGUUCGAGGAGCUGGUACGCCCCUUCGGGAACCUGGAACGCUGUUUCCUGGUGUACAGCGCCACCACCGGCCACUCCAAGGGCUACGGCUUCGUGGAGUACAUGAAAAAGGACUCGGCGGCACGUGCCAAGUCGGAGCUCCUCGGGAAGCAGCUGGGGUCCCGCAUGCUGUAUGUUCACUGGACUGAGGUAGGCUCCCUCACCUACCUGCUGCUGCACUCCAGGUGCCUGUGUGUGGACCGCCUCCCGCCCAGCCUGCUGACCGCCCAGGACCUCCGCAAUGCCCUGGCCGACAUACAUGCACCCAUCUUCUGCCAGCUGGCUCAGGGGCAGGAUGGAAGUUUCCGCCGUUUUGUGGUGUUGGAGUAUGCUACGGCGGAAAUGGCGGAGGAGGUGCAGAGGUUGGCUGAUGGCAGGAUGCUUGGUGGGACUCAGAUACGGGUGUCCUUCUGUGCCCCUGGUCCUCCUGGAAGAAGUAUGCUGGCUGCUCUGAUUGCCGCCCAAACCAUGGCUGUGAACAGAGGGAAGGGUCUUCUCCCCGAACCCACGGCCCUGCAGAUCCUCACAGGCCUCAGUAACCCAGCCACCCUCAAGAUGCUGCUCAACCCUCUCACGCACGGACGCAAACAAGGUCUCCUCGGGGCAGCACCUGCCAUGCCACUGCUCGCCAACCCGGCCCUCUCUGCCGCCCUGCUGCAGCUGCUGCUGCAGAACCAGGCCCAGGCCCAACAGCAAGCCUUUCUGGGAAACCAUCUACUGUGGGCUCAGGUGCUACACAAUAAAGAGAACCGCCUCGUGCCUUGUGCAGGACUCAUCGGGGACAAUCCUUUGGCUUUGCCGCUCCAACAGGGCGUCCAUCUGCUCAGCGGAGACUUACCCCAAGGUGGCGUGGUUCCGGGUCUUGGCCUGCAGUCAGAUCCCUUCGCCCCCCUCAAGUCCAUGUCUGUGGGCCGAGCCAUGGGGCGGGAGCAGGAGUCCCCCACCACCGGCUGCACCUUCCCCCAGACUCCCCCUCCCAACCUGCAGGGCAUCUCUCUGCCUCUGAUGGGGGGCAUGAUGGGGGCAGAGGGGCUCACAUCACAAGGGGUGUCUAUACUGGGAGACCCUCCCAAAGAGGUGAAUCUCCCACAGAGUGCCUUCCUCAACGUCCACAGCGUAUUCCCCUCAGGAGGAACCUGCAGACCCCACCCGUACAGGAAGAGGCCAACGCUAAGCAACAUGUCCAACCAGCGCGCAAACCAGGGCCUGCACUCCAGCUACAGCCUGCGCUACCAGGAGUCUUACAGCCCGGAGUACCCUCCCCUGCACCAGGAUCCACUGGCCCAUCUAUAUGAACAGCAGGAGAGCCUGGACGCUGGAGACCUGCCAGGAUUUGGACCACAGCUGUGUCAUCAGCCUGACUACAGCGAGCAGUCCUCCCACUACAGCUUCCCUGCCAGCCCCCCGCUCACCUCCUACUUCAGCUCUGCGUCAGGGGUCUCCUGCGGUGGCAACCUCCCCUCCAGCCAGCUCAACAAGGCUGUAGGAAUGCCUCCAGUGAGCCACACAAGCUUCCAGUCCGGCCUCGGAGACAUGAAGACUCCCAUCGGCGGCCACAAGCGCGUCUUCUCUCGGCUGAUCCCGUCUCCAGAGCCGAGUCCGGAGGGAGGCUACGUGGGCCAGCACUCCCAGGGCCUGGGCGGUCACUACGCAGACUCCUACCUGAAACGCAAGCGCAUAUUUUAGCCACAACCAGAUGCCUCUUUGCUGUACGAGUAGCCAUUCAGCAGCCUGGACACGAUGGGCAGUCCCUGCUCAGCCUCUCAGUUCGGUGGUCCAUUGAUCCGCUCCUGUGUGCUCCUGCUAGCGACCCCUGGAGGGUGCAGGGGAGCGCAGCGUGUUGCUAUCCGGACAGUUGCGUGCCAGUCUAUGGGAAUUCCUAACACCCCCCCCCCCACCACCACCACCACCUCCAGCUUCCCAUUCCCUGUAUAUAUGAUUUCAGUGUGUGUUAGUAAUUUAAGUUUUUACAUUUUUUAAUUAGAUUUUUAAUUCCACAAGGCCGUUGUGUUUAAUACUUGGAGUAUC
Lampris incognitus (smalleye Pacific opah) is the source of this 2628-nucleotide messenger RNA. RefSeq names its product ribonucleoprotein, PTB-binding 1 (gene raver1). The record is from RefSeq and is a predicted model, not a curated record. Gene Ontology annotation, cellular component: cytosol. The transcript is spliced from 15 exons. Lineage: Eukaryota; Metazoa; Chordata; Actinopteri; Lampriformes; Lampridae. Gene Ontology annotation, molecular function: mRNA binding. The coding region runs from base 1 to 2286 and encodes 761 amino acids.